This is a messenger RNA of Fusarium odoratissimum NRRL 54006, 3308 nucleotides long. RefSeq lists its product as uncharacterized. The coding region runs from base 1113 to 3011 and encodes 632 amino acids. The transcript has 2 exons. NCBI's taxonomy places the organism in Eukaryota, Fungi, Ascomycota, Sordariomycetes, Hypocreales, Nectriaceae. Gene Ontology annotation, biological process: carbohydrate metabolic process. The record is from RefSeq and is a predicted model, not a curated record.
CUUAUCUGACUUCUUAAAUACUCGUACCCUUAUCAAAGCUUUGAUGUGAAAGGUCCCAGUUCACGCUGACUGAGUGCCGUACUUAGCUUGCCAACGUUACGCUCAUUGUUACCCUGUAACUGUAUAUGGAUACACUAAUAGACGAUGGCAAUCUGAUUACACCCAAACGGCACCUGAUUUUCAGGUCGAAACACCCUACACGACUCAGAGAAUAUGGCAUUAUCGAUGCUUGACUCAUGAAAGCCAACAUCAAGAGCAUGUCGUCAGGACCAACCCCCUCGACCUUACCCAAGUCGGAAAGGCGCUAAACGUCUGGUAUUGGAUGCCCCGCGACUGCUGCCGGGCAUGGAAGACCCCCGCCGAACUGUCUUUGCCUCUCAGUACUUGGCUUCUAUGGGAAUCCAUCCAAAAGUCGGAAAGCCUCCCCCAUUCAAUCUAAUCUUUCACUAGCGGGUGCUUAACCACUUCUAUGAAGCUAUCUUUCGGGAAGUCUUACUCACAUGCCUUUCUUUCGCUCACAUCUUCCAUCUUCCAUCGCUACAGCAUCAAGCUAUAAGGUAGCUUCGACAAGACCUCAAGCUACAGCUCUUACAUCAUCAUAUCCAUACGUUAUCGCUAUCGUGGAGGUAAAAUAACCACACAGCUUUUGGCUAUAAACAGCUCCAACCCUCCCCACCAAAGGCGUGCUUGGUUCCGAGUUACUUUUCCCGCAGCUUGAUGACAGCAACAGCAACAGCGUCGUAAUCAGCUAUACACCUCUCAAACCAGGCCAAGGCAGCAACAUGGUAGCUUCAGAACUCACCGCGUCUGCUAGAGCUAUGCGCUCCACGCCCGUCAGUGGUGAUGAGUCAAGCUCGAGCUUACCCAAGCCCCUCGCACCUUUGCGAAACCGCGCGGCUGCUAGCCAGAGCCCAUACAUCCGGGGCCAGGCUGAAAGCUUGGUUUCAUGGCAGCUCUUAGACGAUGAGGCAGUCGAGCGUUCGCGCAAGGAGAACAAGCUUAUCUUCCUGCAUAUCGGCUACAAGGCAUGCCACUGUAAGUUGCGUGAUGAUUAGUUUCGAAGCGAAUUCUAUCUUACACUGUGUUGCUAACGGCCACAAGUUUGUCGACUCAUGUCGAUUGAGACCUUCUCUAACCCCGACUCUGCCUCUGUAUUGAAUGAGUCUUUCAUACCAGUUAUCGUCGAUCGAGAGGAGCGCCCCGACCUAGACGCCAUCUACAUGAAUUACGUCCAAGCUGUCAGCAACGUUGGCGGAUGGCCCUUGAAUGUGUUCCUUACACCCAAUUUGGAACCUGUUUUUGGUGGUACCUACUGGUUCGGGCCCGCAGGACGAAGACAUCUCAGUGACGACAGCACCGAAGAAGUACUCGACUCUCUGACUAUCUUUAAGAAAGUUCGUGAUAUUUGGAUCGAUCAGGAAGCCCGAUGCCGAAAGGAGGCAACCGAGGUUGUUGGCCAGCUCAAGGAGUUUGCGGCUGAGGGUACCCUGGGUACAAGGAGUAUCUCGGCACCCUCAGCUUUAGGUCCGGCUGGAUGGGGAGCACCAGCCCCGAGCCAUGCGAGCACUGCCAAGGAGAAGAGCACUGCAGUUUCAGAGGAGCUGGAUUUGGAUCAGCUGGAAGAGGCUUAUACUCAUAUCGCCGGCACUUUUGAUCCUGUUUUCGGUGGAUUUGGCUUGGCACCUAAGUUCUUGACACCACCCAAGUUGGCAUUUUUGUUGGGGCUUCUGAAGUCUCCAGGCGCUGUUCAGGAUGUUGUCGGAGAGGCUGAGUGCAAACAUGCCACCGAAAUUGCGUUGGAUACAAUGCGUCACAUUCGUGAUGGGGCGCUGCAUGACCAUAUCGGAGGCACUGGAUUUUCGCGAUGCUCCGUUACAGCGGAUUGGAGCAUUCCUAACUUCGAGAAGCUUGUGACUGACAAUGCGCAAUUACUCUCCCUCUAUAUUGACGCGUGGAAGGUUAGUGGUGGAGGUGAAAAAGAUGAGUUCCUGGACGUUGUUCUUGAGCUUGCCGAGUAUCUUACUUCGUCUCCGAUUGUUCUGCCUGAGGGCGGUUUCGCUUCAAGUGAAGCCGCCGACUCUUAUUAUAGGCAAGGUGACAAGGAGAAGCGCGAGGGCGCCUAUUAUGUCUGGACGCGGCGAGAAUUCGAUUCAGUGCUUGAUGAGAUUGAUAGCCACAUGAGUCCUAUUUUAGCGUCCUAUUGGAAUGUCAAUCAAGAUGGAAAUGUCGAAGAGGAAAACGACCCCAACGACGACUUUAUUGACCAGAACAUUCUCAGGGUUAAGAGCACCAUCGAACAAUUAAGCACCCAAUUCAGCACGCCCGUGGAAAAGAUCAAAGAGUAUAUUGAACAAGGAAGACGAGCUUUAAGAAAGAGAAGGGAACAAGAACGUGUGCGACCUGACCUGGAUGACAAAAUUGUUGUAGGCUGGAAUGGUCUCGUGAUAUCAGCUCUUUCCAAGGCAGCAUCGUCGCUGAAGACACUGAGGCCAGAACAAAGCUCCAAGUGUAGGGCUAUCGCAGAGCAGGCGGCUGCAUGCAUCAAGGAAAAGCUUUGGGAUGGCAAUGAGAGAAUCCUAUACAGGAUAUGGUCUGGAGGUCGUGGAAACACUGCCUUUGCAGAUGAUUACGCCUAUAUGAUCCAAGGUCUCCUGGAUCUUCUCGAACUGACAGGAAAUCAAGAAUACCUGGAAUUCGCAGACAUUUUACAGCAAACCCAAACCUCGUUGUUCUAUGAUGCCGAUGGCGCCUUUUUCAGCACUCAAGCCAAUAGUCCUUAUACGAUUCUCCGCCUCAAGGAUGGUAUGGACACGUCAUUACCAUCAACCAACGCCGUCAGCGUAGCUAAUCUAUUCCGCCUUGCGAACCUGCGUUCGAAUGACGACUUGGCAGCCAAAGCUCGUCAGACGAUAAAUGCAUUUGAAGUCGAAGUGGUGCAACAUCCUUGGCUCUUCCCUGGUUUACUCCAGGGUGUUGUCACAGCUAGAUUGGACGGAGAGACGUCGAAAUGAAAUGUUGAAUAUAAACAGCCCAGGAUGGCGAUUUUUAUCAAAGUGCCUAGGAACCUAGGAAAUAAAGUGCACGAGUUGUUGGAGUCGGCACAGUCAUCCCAAGGCGUUCAAGGGACAGUUGGUAUAAGGAAAAGAGGAGUUCUGAAUAGCGCAUAGCAUUCUAGGAACUAGUCGAUGAGUGAAAUUGAAUACAUGAUAAAUGUAGACUGUAAGGUCUUUGCUACACUCUGUAAAUACGCAUAAGAUAUUAUCAAAUUUAUCAUUUCAGGGGUAUCUAAUCUACAUCGGCCACCAGCC